AUGGUAGAAAUUGUAGGGUUAAUAUCAGGUGGUAAAGAUUCAAUUUAUAAUUUGAUGGAAUGUGUCAGAAAUGGACAUAGUAUAGUCGCAUUAGCAAAUUUAAAACCACCAAAACAACAAGAAGAAUUAGAUAGUUUUAUGUAUCAAACUGUGGGAAACAAUUUAAUUGAUAUUAUUGCUAAAGAAUGCUUACAACUACCACUAUUUCAAAUUGAAAUCAAGGGUACUGCUGAAUCAAAAGAUGAGCAUUAUGUAGAAUCUUCAAAUGACGAAGUAGAAGAUUUAUAUAACUUAUUAAAAUCUGUUAAAGAUUCAAUUCCAACCGUCAAAGGUGUCUCAUGUGGUGCAAUUUUAUCAACCUAUCAAAGAAUUAGAGUUGAAAAUGUAUGUUCACGUUUAGGAUUGGUUUGCUACUCAUAUCUAUGGAUGAGAGACCAAGAUACACUUUUACAAGAGAUGAUUACCUCACAAUUAACUGCAGUUAUCAUUAAAGUUGCAUCAAUGGGUUUAGAGGCAAAUAAGCAUUUACUAAAAUCGAUUCAACAACUUUAUCCUGUUCUUAAAAGUUUAAACACCAAAUUUGGUGUUCAUAUCUGUGGUGAAGGUGGUGAAUAUGAAUCAAUCGUAGUAGAUUGUCCAUUAUACAAAAAGAAAAUUAAUAUUGAGGAUUUCAAUACAAUUAUUCACUCGGAUGAUGCUUUCUCUCAAGUAGCCUAC
Messenger RNA from Dictyostelium purpureum, 717 nucleotides. RefSeq lists its product as uncharacterized. The annotation marks the transcript as partial. The transcript has a single exon. Gene Ontology annotation, biological process: protein histidyl modification to diphthamide. NCBI's taxonomy places the organism in Eukaryota, Evosea, Eumycetozoa, Dictyosteliales, Dictyosteliaceae. The record is from RefSeq and is a predicted model, not a curated record. Gene Ontology annotation, molecular function: diphthine-ammonia ligase activity.